This is a messenger RNA of Formica exsecta, 5585 nucleotides long. RefSeq lists its product as uncharacterized. Lineage: Eukaryota; Metazoa; Arthropoda; Insecta; Hymenoptera; Formicidae. Gene Ontology annotation, molecular function: ATP hydrolysis activity; odorant binding; olfactory receptor activity. Gene Ontology annotation, cellular component: plasma membrane. The record is from RefSeq and is a predicted model, not a curated record. Gene Ontology annotation, biological process: detection of chemical stimulus involved in sensory perception of smell; sensory perception of smell.
AUAUAUAUAAUAAUUUAAUUAUUAAGUAAUAGUUCCUUAAAAAUCUCUUUUUACUUUUAAAGUUGAUUUAACUUGAUUUUUUAAAUGAACGCAUUAUCAAAUGUAAAAUUAAAUUUAAUACAAAUGCAUAUAGUUGAUGUUUUCCUUUUUGCUUUAUUAUUUUAUAUAUAUUAAAAUACGUUUUUAACAAAAAAAGAAAUGUAUCUUUAGACUGCAUCAAACAUAUAUUUACCAGUGAAUCCUUGUUGGGAUGUUUGCCCAUAUGCAAUUUGUGCUUGUAUAAUCUUGUUACAUACAUCUGUAACUAUAAGCUUCUAUGAAAUGUCGAAUUGAUCCACAUUUUCUUUUUACUUUUAAGUUUCCUUCCACAUGCGUGUCCUGCAAAAGUUUUAUUCCUUCAAUGAUCAAAGAAAAUUAUCCGCUUAUUAAGCAAUUGAUUGUACAGUCGGAAAGAUACAAUCCUCCUCUCAUUCAAUAUUACUUUUAAGACUUGUAAUUGCACGCUCCGAACACAACUUAGGUCCGUUCGUUUAAAAUAUUUAACGAAUAAUUGCGAUCGUUCCAUGGAGCUACAUUUAUUUGUCUUCAAGAUACAAAAAAAAAAAUUCUAUAGAUGUUCGCUUUCUUGAUGGCAUCGCGCUAUCAAAGAUAAAAGCUGAGAAAAAAGUGACAUAUGGACAACCAACUAUUCAUCGCGCGAUAUCUUUGUGUUAUUUUAAUAUCGAAAUACACAUUAUUAGACUUACAGUUGAAUUACGGGGUGUUUAUACGGAUAAUGAGGGCGAUCUUAACUUAAAUUACGCAGAAACGUAUGAUAGCGAUUGAUCCGUAUUUGCUUGAGUGGGGAUGCAUCGCGUGAGGGUGCACGUGGAAAGACGGACGAUGCUGUCUCUCAGUUCACAUUUACAAAUGUGCCGACAUUGAUCUUUAUCAUUUUCUCGUGUCUUUAAAAUUCUUGACGAAUGAUUGUCUCGAGUACCAUCAGUCCGGGGCUGAAAAUCGGUCUUCGAUGUUUUGGUGUAUGGCCCAACGUGCCAUAUUCCACCGUUAAUUGGCUUCUUGUUAUGUCGAGCAUUCUGAUUGUACAAUACUUUCAAUAUCUGUACGUAUUCUCGCACUUUAAGCUUAGCGAGCUUUCAAAUCUUGUGGAUGGCUUAUCUUCGACUUUAGAGAGCAGUUUGAUGUUUAUUAAGAUGGCUAGUCUUUGGAAGCAUCGUCGCCUUCUUCAUCAACUCUUGACUGCAAUGAAUAACGACUGGCGCGAGUGCAGCAACAUCGAUCAACAUAAGAAUAUAAUGACAAUUAAAGCCGGUAUAUCGCACUUUUGUUUCAAUGCUAUGUUGAGUUUUAAUACAUUUGCUGCAAUACUUUACCUCUUGGGGGAUUACGUGAUUCGUUUUGUGUAUCUAACAAAAGAUUACAAUAACAGUUUGCUGCAAUUUCCUGUCAAGGCACAAUUUCCCUUUGAAACGGAGCAAUCGCCAAUCUUCGAGUUGCUUGUCUUAGCCUUAUUUUUACAUGUGAUGUCAGAUUCUAAAUCUGUCUCCAAUGCAGCAUACGAAUCACUGUGGUACGACAUGCCGUCAAAUCAAGGUAAGAUUAUAUCAUUCAUGAUACUGAGAUCACAGAAGCGAUUAGUGAUCACAGCAGGGAAAAUCAUGACUCUAUCCUUGGAAACUUUCGCGAGUGUAAGUUUUUUGUCUUUGUUAAUGCAUCGAGUACAAUCUCAUGUACAGUUAAAUGUUUUUCAAAUUGAUGAAUCUUUGCGUCGCUCACCCGGUAAUCGCUCAACCUCCCGACGUCGAGAAACGCCGAUUCUAUGCGAGAUAAUGCGCGCGACUUCCAUCAGCACUUCCGUCGAGUUCGGUCUCCGCUUUGUUGGGAUCUGGCCGGGCUUGCCGUACGGAACCUUCACUUGGUUCGCGUACAUGACGAGCCUGGUGAUCAUGAUGUACUUUGAGUACGCGUAUAUUUUCGAUCAUUUCGACAUCGACGACAUCUCGAAUCUCAUCGACGCGCUCAGCAUCGCGUUGGCUUGCAACCUCGGUUUUCUCAAGUUAUUUUACGAUAUCCUGCUAGCGAUGGACGAGGAUUGGAGUAACGUUCUUGAUCGCGACCAAUCUGUGUUGCGUAUCAUGUCGAGCAAUGCCAAUCUAUCGCGUCGCUACUCAAACAUGUUGAUCAGCAUCAAUACUACCGCCGCGAUUUGUUACACCGUGCCCAGUUUUGCGCGACACUCGGCAAACCUUGAGGAGAAUCUCAACGACAGUUUGAGAGUACUACCUCUAAAGAUGCAGUUUCCUUUCGAGACUAAUGCCUCGCCCCUCUUCGAGUUUCUAGCGAUCGCUCAGUUCCUUCACGUAGUGUCGAUCUCCGCUUUAGUCGCUAUGAUAAACUGCUUAAUCAUCACGCUGGUACUUCACGUGAGUGGACAGAUCGAUAUCCUUCGUCGAGAGUUGUUGGCGAUUUGCUAUGACCAAGAUUCGCAGCACGAUUCAAUCGUCGCGAGUAUCAGACUUCUGAUUACUCGGCAUCAAAGAAUAAUAAUGUUCUCGGAUAAUAUCGAGGAGCUUUAUUCCAACAUCGCGUUGAUGCAGUUUCUGUCGAAUACCGUGGUUAUUUGUUGCAUCGGCUUCACGUUUAUAAGCUCCCUCGCCAAGGACCGAGCCACCGUGGUGCUGCUGAAAUCCGCUAUCUUUUAUUUCGCCAUAACGUUGGAAGCCUUCAUCUUUUGCUUCGUCGGAGAAUAUCUCAGCGCCAAGAGCAAAUCGAUUGGCGAUGCAGUGUACGAGUCGCUCUGGUAUAACCUGACACCCGCCGAAUGUCGAAUUCUAUUAUUUGUGAUAUUAAGAUCGCAGAAAAGAUUGACCAUCACCGCCGGAAACAUUAUGGAUCUCUCUCUGGAAGGAUUUACGACGUCGGAAGCGUUUCUAUUCGAAGGCAGAACUCUGAAAAUGGACUCGAAGAUCGAUUCGACCAUCCUCGACGGCACUGUCAGUCGCUCGAUCGAGAUCGGUCUCCGCGUGAUCGGCGUUUGGCCCGACUCGUCUUACGCCUUCCUUCGUCGCGCCUUCUGGAUGAUCACCCUGACGAUAGCGCAGACCUUUCAAUAUCGCUAUUUCGUCGUACACGUCCGCACCGAAGAUCUGUCGCAUCUCAUGGACGGUCUGAGCACCACGAUGUCCUACAGUCUGCUGCUUCUGAAACUUACGAUAUUCUGGAUCAAUCGACGAAUAUUCCACGAUAUUCUGACGAUUAUGGCUCGCGAUCGAAGCGAGUGCGCGACCGACUGGGCCGCCUGCUCGAUGUCGAGGACGAUUUACGUCUCGCAUCGUUCCUCCAACCUGAUCAUCGGUCUCUACUCGAUGUCGGUGUUUCUCUACGGCACCGGCGUGCUCGUCGGCGUGGGCGACGAGAUCGACGACGAGGCCGACGAUGUACAGCUUGCGGUGCCGGCGCGGGAGCUGUUUCUCAAGAUGGAGCUACCCUUCGAGUCUAAUGCCUCCCCCGUUUACGAGGUCGUCAUGGUCACGCAGUUUUUUCAUCAGCUCGCGGCAGCCACGAUAGUCGGCGUAUUGAACGCUCUAAUUGUCUCGCUGAGUAGAAUGAUCGGCGAUGCAGCGUACGAGGCGAAAUGGUACAAUUCGUGUCCCACGCAAAGUCGUAUAUUAUUAUUAUUGAUUUUGAGAUCGCAGAGAAAAUUGACUAUUACAAUCGGAAAAUUUAUGGAUCUCUCCUUAGAACGUUUCACGACAAACGAGAUGGAAUUGAUGACUACUGUGAGUCGUUCCGUGGAAUAUGGUCUUCGCGCGAUCGGUGUAUGGCCGGGUACAUCGUACGCAAUCUUAUUCGAAGUCUUCAGCAUAUCGUCGAUGGUGGUGUUUCAGACAUUUCAAUAUCGGUACGCGAUCGUGCACUUUGGGCAAGAGGACCUUGCGCUCCUCAUGGACGCUCUAAGCGUAACUUUUGCUUACACUCUCCUGCUUAUCAAAAUGAUUAUUUUCGCGCUCAACGCUCGUCUGCUGAACGAUAUCAUAGGACGCAUGGUCAAGGAUUGGGAGGAAUGCGACAUUUUGGACAGGUAUACGAUGAUCAGGAUGGCUUAUAUUUCUCGUCGCUUUUCCAACGUAAUAAUCUUCUCGCACACGAUAUCGGUGUUUUUUUAUGCCACCGGUGCGCUUCUUAAGCAGAAGGGCGACAAUGAAACCGACGCUCGAGAACUUAUCGUUAAGAUGGAGUUACCCUUCGAGGUUGAGAGUACGCCAAUAUAUGUGACUGUUCUCAUUACGCAGUUCCUUCAUCAAUCGAGCGCGGCUGCUAUGGUGGGCGUGCUGAAUUCCUUUCUGAUAACAUUGAGCGAAAUGAUCGGAGAUGCGAUGUACGAAUCAAACUGGUAUGAAUUGAAUCCAAGUCAGAAUCGAGAUGUCCUCCUCAUGAUACUAAGAUCGCAGAAGCACUUGAAGCUCACGAUCGGAAAAGUCGCGGAUCUUUCUCUCAAGCAAUUUGCCGACAUCUUUCAGUAUCAGCAUUUAAUAGUGCAUUUCGGUGAAGAGAAUCUACCGCUCCUCAUGGACGUACUAAGCGCUACGCUUACUUAUAGCCUUCUGUUUGUCAAGCUCAUUAUUUUUGCGUUCAACGCGCGUCUGCUGGACGAAAUUAUAACGAUCAUGGUCGACGAUUGGAAGGAGCGUGAAGUUUCAGAUAAUUACACGAUGACCAGAAUGGCCUACAUCUCUUAUCGUUUACCAUUCGCGAUCGAGAGCUCAUCGGUAUAUGUGGCUGUUCUCGUUACACAGUUUGUUCAUCAGACCAGUGCGGCUAGUAUGUCUGGUGUCUUGAACUCCUUGUUGAUAACACUGGUUCUUCACGUGGGUGGGCAAAUUGACAUAGUGAGAGAAAAAUUGAGUAAAAUCAGGCGGACAGAUAUCGAGCAAAAUGCGAGUGACAGCAUUGUAAAAACAUUGAUCGUCCGACAUCAGAGAAUCAUCUUGUUCUCCAAGAACAUCGAGGCACUUUUCUCGAAUAUCGCGCUGGUACAAUUCGUAUCGAAUACUCUGGUUAUUUGCUGCCUAGGAUUUAUCAUUGUGAUCUCUAUCGGUGUCCCGGGCGGUUCGGCGGUGUUAAUGAAAUCAGUGUUAUUUUACAUUCUUAUCAGCUUGGAGGCAUUUAUACUUUGUUUCGUCGGAGAACAUCUCAGCACGAAAAGCCAAAUGAUCGGCGACGCGGCGUACGAAUCGUUUUGGUACGAAUUAAAUCCGAAUCAGAAUCGAGAUAUACUUCUCAUAAUCUUAAGAUCGCAGAAGCACUUGACGCUCACGGUCGGAAAGAUCAUGGAUCUUUCCUUGAAGCAAUUUGCUGGCCAUUCUGCAUUAUUUCCUCACAAAACAGUAGUAGAAAAUAUAACCUUUGCUAUCCGCAGCUCUUCCAAGAGAGAAAAGCACCUAAUUGCAUUGGAAAUCUUGAAGUUACUCAAUAUAGAAAAAUAUGAAAAUAUGUACCCUAACGCCUUAUCUGGAGGACAGCAACAAUUAGUUGCAAUAGCAAGAGUGAUGGCACAAAACCCUGAUGUUGUGUUGUUGUGUUAA